Cyphellophora europaea CBS 101466 is the source of this 1299-nucleotide messenger RNA. RefSeq lists its product as uncharacterized. Bases 1 to 1299 code for a protein of 432 amino acids. NCBI's taxonomy places the organism in Eukaryota, Fungi, Ascomycota, Eurotiomycetes, Chaetothyriales, Cyphellophoraceae. The record is from RefSeq and is a predicted model, not a curated record. The transcript is spliced from 3 exons.
AUGGCGCCAAUGACUCGCCAGCGCUUUCUGCGCUCCGUGGUCUGCGGUGCACAACAUCGGCUGCUCGUGCUUGCACUGGUGACUGUUCCUGCCGCAGCCAUCCCCCCAGGCAUCGUCGUCACCAGCAGCGCUAGCACAACAUAUACCAGCGGAGACGUCAUCGCACCCAACGCUACCGCUCUGGGCGCCCCCACGAGCACCUUCUCUAAUGCUCCUACCAACAUAGGUGCCGGUGGUCAGGGUGGGAUGGCGCCGAAUGGUGGCGUAGGGCCGGGUGUAGCGGGCCCUGGUGGUGCGGCAGGCGGACAAUGGCCUGGUGCAGGUGGUGCGGGUGAUGCAACAGGCGGACAGUGGCCUGGAGCCGGUAGCGUGGGUGCAGGAGCCGGUGGUUGGCGCAAACCGGACUGGGUCGACACGGCGCCGAAAGUGCGGAUCGCGCACACGGUCUUUGGCAUCACGGCUGUGAUGUUCUUCUUCCCAGUCGGAGGCAUUGUGCUCCGCGUGUGGGAGCACGACUAUAGCCCAUGGGUCCACGCGACAGUGCAGAUGGUUGGGUACUUCAUGUAUCUGUGCGCAACGGCGAUGGGAGUGUGGAUGGGGUCUGUGCAGGGAAAGUUGGUUGGCUUCCACCCCAUCAUGGGACUUACGAUUCUGGCCUUCCUUACGGUCCAGCCUUUUACUGAACUUGUCAACCACUUCCUGUGCUCGCGCGACCCUGAGAUCUGGGCCAAGAUCAAGUUCAUUGGAUAUGCGCACAUCUGGAUCGGACGCUUCCUGAUUGUGGCCGGCCUCAUCCAUGGCGGGCUGGGCUUCGUGUACUCGGCCAAGCUGGACCGCGACCUACCCAUGCGCCCAGGCCCCUGGCCGUUGGGCGUGCAUGUUACAUAUGGUGUUGUGGCUGGACUGGUUCUGGUGGUAUAUGUGUACUUCUGUGGAGUGAUCACACAGAUCAGGAAUAUCAGGAGGAUGAGUGUGAGCACUGGGGCACAUGGGGAUGGGCGCGUGGUCGAGAGGCAGAACUCGGAGACUGCGCAGGGCUUGAACUUCAGACUCGAGGAGCAUGCUUUCAGUGAUGUCAAGACCAUGGUCAGGAAAGCGAGCGAGAGUGCACAGGGAUCACAAGAGGCGGCUGGGGCCAGUGCUCCUCCGAUGGCACAUGGUGGAAGUAGCCAAGUCUCGGAGAGCACGGCUGUGGGAGAAGCGACGUCGACUCUGGUGCCCGUGGCUGGGUCGAAGUCGACACCGUCACCUUCAAGGAUGUCGAGUGUGAAGCGUAUCUUUAGGAGUGAUGCUUUGUAG